This is a messenger RNA of Glarea lozoyensis ATCC 20868, 1563 nucleotides long. Its product is annotated as ENTH/VHS. NCBI's taxonomy places the organism in Eukaryota, Fungi, Ascomycota, Leotiomycetes, Helotiales, Helotiaceae. The transcript is spliced from 4 exons. The coding region runs from base 1 to 1563 and encodes 520 amino acids. Gene Ontology annotation, cellular component: clathrin vesicle coat; plasma membrane; endosome. Gene Ontology annotation, molecular function: clathrin binding; phospholipid binding. The record is from RefSeq and is a predicted model, not a curated record. Gene Ontology annotation, biological process: endocytosis; Golgi to endosome transport.
AUGGAUUUCAACAGUUUGAAAGAGGCUGCGGCCAAUCUCUCUAUUUACGAUCUCAAAGCCAGUGUGAGAAAGGUUCAGAAUGCGGUUAUGAACUACACGGAGAUGGAGGCAAAAGUUAGAGAGGCCACAAACAACGAACCGUGGGGGGCUAGUUCAAGUCUGAUGCAAGAAAUUGCCAAUGGCACAUACAACUACCAACUCCUCAACGAGAUUAUGCCAAUGAUAUAUAAACGAUUUACAGAAAAGGCUGCUGAGGAAUGGAGACAAAUCUACAAAGCCCUUCAACUCCUCGAAUUCCUAAUAAAGAAUGGUUCCGAGAGGGUCAUUGACGAUGCGCGAUCCCAUCUCACACUCCUCAAAAUGUUACGGCAAUUUCACUUUAUCGAUGCAAACGGCAAAGACCAAGGGCUUAACGUGCGCAACAGAGCCAAGGAACUGGCAGAUCUCCUCAGUGAUGUUGAUCGGAUACGCGCGGAGCGGAAGAAGGCCAGGGCAACACGAAACAAAUAUACAGGCGUUGAGGGCGGUGCUGGUCUUGGUGGAGGCAUGUCCAGCAGUAGUGGAGGCAGAUAUGGAGGCUUCGGUAGUGAGGAAGCUUCUGGAGGGGGUGGAGGUGGUGGUUAUGGGGGAUAUAGUGGUGGUGUUUAUGGAGAUGGAGGUGGGUUUGGAGGACAGACAAGUGACUUCCAGGAUAGUGCAAUUGGCGGUGGUGGUGGUGGAUCAAGUUCACGACGUGAUAGGUUCGAGGAGUAUGAUGAGGGUGAUGAUAUGGCCGCUCCAGCAUCAAGAAAACAACCCGAGUCUUCUUCAUCAGCCAGGCGGAAGGCCACAGAACCGAAAAAGGCAGAGCCACCAAAGAAGAAGGAACCCGAGGUCGAUUUAUUCUCAUUCGAUGACCCUAUACCUGUUUCUGCUCCAGUGGCUGCUCCAAUCAGCGCGCCUACUUCAAAUGCUUUGGACGACGAUGACUUUGACGAUUUCCAAUCUGCCACCCCUCAACAACCUACAUCAUCUAACUUUUCUAUUGCUCAACCAACCGCUACAACUACACCUCAUACACAAUAUGCCGCUCCCCAGCCAGUUUCAGCUCCAAAGGCCGCAAACUUGUCGGAUCUCGUUGGCUUCUCAUCCAUUUCCCCAGCACCAAGCAACAACACCUCAUCUCCAGCCAACUACGGAGCAUUCGCUCCACCAGUGGUCGCCCAACAGCCUCCCAAACCUACCACGUACCAAGGCUCGCAGCCCAACUAUUUCACCUCCGUCCAAGUGCCUACAACUCAGGCCAAACCCUCUCCAAGCACAGGCAUGGCAGCUUCAAAACCCGCCGCCGCAACCAAAUCAUCUGGAGGCGACGCUUUCGGAUCGCUAUGGUCCACCGCAAGCGUCGGAAUCAAAAAGACAAGCACACCUACCACUGGUCCGGCUCUCGGGCAGCUAGCAAAGGAAAAAGCAAGUGCCGGAAUUUGGGGCGCGAGUUCCUCUUCAAGCGCGCCUCCAGCGCAGUAUCAACAGCAAAAGCCUGCGGGCUCGAGUGGGAAUGGUCUUGAUGAUUUAUUGGGUUAG